AUGCCUGAGCAGAUUUCGGUCCUCUUCUGCUGCCUCGGCAACAUCUGCCGGUCCACCAUGGCCGAGGGCGUGUUCCAGUCCAUGGUGAAGCAGACGCCGUACAAGGCGCACAUCAAGGAGCUCGACUCUUGCGGGACAGGAGCAUACCAUGCCGGCGACGGCCCGGACUCGCGGACCAUGUCGACGCUGGCCGCCCACGGCAUCAACGACUACGACCACGAGGCCCGCAAGAUCAUGAUGGCCGACUUUGACCGGUUCGACUACAUCUUCGCCAUGGACCGGUCGAACCUGCACGACCUCAAGAGCCUGCAGAGGCGCAAGCCGGGCAGCAAGGCGCGGCUGAUGCUGUUUGGCGAGUUCUCGGGCACGGGGCGGGCCGAGAUCAUCGACGACCCGUACUACGGCGGGCGCGACGGCUUCGAGAUCGGGUACGAGAAGGUGACGCGCUUCUCCAAGAACUUCCUGAAGGAGACCUUUCCCGAGGUUGAGGCUUGA
Molecule: messenger RNA, 495 nt
Organism: Thyridium curvatum
Lineage: Eukaryota; Fungi; Ascomycota; Sordariomycetes; Thyridiales; Thyridiaceae
Exons: 3
Coding region: 1-495 (164 amino acids)
Biological process (GO): protein dephosphorylation
Molecular function (GO): protein tyrosine phosphatase activity
Source: RefSeq, a predicted model, not a curated record